AUGCACAGUCCUAAUCGUUCCAAGAUCCAGGACUUGGUUAGGAUGACCGGUACGACUACUAUGGGGUUUGAAGAUGGCCUUCUUACCCUCUCAAAGGGUUUAAUUAAAGACUUGAAGAGUCAGAAAAAUGUAACAAUCAAGGCUUAUAGUCAGGUCACUUCUUUGGAACAUAAAAGUGGCCAAGUGUCGGUAACUUCAACGACUACGGUGAACGACGAAAAACGGGAACAAACGAGGCAAUAUGACCAAGUAAUCAGCACCAUUUUCUCCAAGCAUCUUGCCGGACUGGUCAAACCUAAAAAUAGUCUCCCCUCGCUGGAAGAUACUCACGCCGUAACCAUCAUGGUCGUCAACCUUUGGUUCCCGAAUCCAAAUCUACUCGAAGGUAAGCGUGGCUUCGGCUAUCUUGUACCAACCUCGACACCCGACAACGACGAGUGCGUGCUAGGCGUGCUUUUCGAUUCGGAAAUCGAGAUGCGCGGCGAGCGUCCGGGUACGAAGCUCACCGUCAUGAUGGGCGGCCACUACUGGGACGGCUGGACCAAUUACCCGACGGAGGAAGUGGCGCGCGUGAUGGCCCUGCAAGCCGUCCAGCGUCAUCUCGGCAUCCCCGUAGAUCAAGAGCCCAUCUCGUAUGCGCGCUUGUGUCGCGACUGUCUACCACAGCACUACGUCGGGCACCGCGAGCGCAUGAGCGCCGCGCACUACGAACUACUCUCCGCCUUCAAGGGCCAGCUCACUGUUGCCGGCCCCAGCUACACCAGCAUCGGGGUGAUGCCAGCCAUGCGCGCUGGUUUCGAAGCCGCUAUGCGCGUCGCUCGCGGCCGCGGCCCCCCCUGGUUCGAGCUUGAUCUCAGCACCGCUGAGUGGAGCCCCCGCCUCAGGGAGGCCGGACCAUUCGCCGGCGGCAUCCCGGACCACGUCGGCGCUACGGGGCUGGAAGGCUUCACCAAGCCGUAUUAUAAUACUCUGGUCCGCGUGAAGCAAUUUCCCGUCCCAGAAAAAUGA
Messenger RNA from Daldinia childiae, 1008 nucleotides. Its product is annotated as Protoporphyrinogen oxidase. The transcript is spliced from 2 exons. The record is from RefSeq and is a predicted model, not a curated record. Gene Ontology annotation, cellular component: mitochondrial inner membrane. The coding region runs from base 1 to 1008 and encodes 335 amino acids. Gene Ontology annotation, molecular function: protoporphyrinogen oxidase activity, oxygen as acceptor. Gene Ontology annotation, biological process: heme biosynthetic process. NCBI's taxonomy places the organism in Eukaryota, Fungi, Ascomycota, Sordariomycetes, Xylariales, Hypoxylaceae.